GGUACACCAAAGGAAGGGCGGUUCGAUUGGAGGCUUCGCCGCAUGCUGUGAAGCACAUUUGCAUUUUGUCCGGCAACAAGCGCGUUUGAGGGUCCAUGAGAAGGUACAUCUUUCAGAUACUGUCUUUGAAGUAUUCUCCUCAUUGCAUUAAGUGGGCACCGGAGCAGUCAAUGCGGCGGAGUAUCAAAGUGUAGAUUCUCAGGUAUCGCCACUGCUCCAUGUUUCAGUUGGCACUGCAUCCCUCCCUGGUUCGAGGAGCCAGAUUGCGCGGUGCCGCAAGUUUAUUAUAGCGGAAGUAGAGGGAUGUAACUGUCACUGGGAUUCUCAAAGCCUUUCCUUUAACCACCCCCCCUAAAGCAGAGCCCCCCACAUUGCUACAACUCUGAACCAGAUCCCAUCCCUUCAACAAAACCCCUUUCUCUCUAUCAGGUUUCUGAUAGGAAUCAGCCCCCUGCAAUCAAACCCACCUCUUAUCAGCAGAGCCUUUUCCUGUUGAUCCACCCACCCGUCAAGCACCCCCCCUCUGUCACUUCCAGGUGCAAACCAACAAUCACCCUUGUUGGGUCUUCCCACCCUGGUCCGCAAGCCCCCAAAUCCGUAUCGAUGUUUCGCUUUGUGACCGAGCAAGCGCGCUCGGUGGGCACUUUCGUGUCGAAAGUUUUGAGCCCCCGGGCGGCAGCGGCUGACCAUGCCACUCACAGCGGCCUUGACACUGCUCUCUCCAGCAGCGCGUUCGACGAGAAACUCGAAGAGGCGGCGGCCGAAAGCACCCCUCGGGUGAAUAAAAGUUCCGCCGUUCUCGGGGGUCCAGGUUCUGCUUUCCCAGAAGCUGCGCCGGCGCUUGAACAGGAAGAUGGAGAGGGGUCCCAGCCGGUGGCAAAACCAGAGACGGCAAAACUGACCCCGCCGACACCAAAGGGCGCGGAAGGGGUCACGGAAGCAGCGGUGUCAAAGGGGGUAUCAGGUGGUGUAAGUAGGGAGACCCAGAAGAGUCCGCCGAGAACCCCGAACGCGCAGGGAAUGAAGGGAAAGGCAAGCAAGAAAGCGGAGUCCCAAAUGGGGGAGGAGGUGGAGUCGUCGGUGAGGGGGAUGAAGAGAUUGGCAGACUUGAGCGAUGAGACUCCGAAGGUCAAGAAAAGCAAGGUGGGAGUAGCAGGAACAACGGUUGAGGGGAGGAAUGCGGGAAGGACAGAGGGCUCGGGAGGCAAAAUGGAACAGGUGCACAAAGAGGAAGUGGGAAAGAAAGUGUCCGAAACCAAAGUGAAUGGUGCGUCAAAAGGGAGGGAGAAGGUGGCCAAAGGGGAGGAGAAACGGACGCCGAAACCGGCGAAAAGGUCGUCUCUGGUGGCGGAAGAAAGGGUACCAAAGACGGGAAGGAAACAAACUGAAGGAGAAGUCUCCGAGAUUGGUGUGAACGAGCAGCCGACCCCUAGAGCGAAGAAGGUCAAAGCAGCUGCGAAAAGGGAUGGGACGGAGACCCCGAAGGUAGGGGACAAAACGGGGCCUUCAAAGGUGAAGACAACGGCGAAAAGGCAGGUUCAAGGAACGCCGAAAGCAAAGGGCGGCGCCGAGAAGACGGAAAGUGCGGCAAAGGCGACUUCAAAAACGGCGGGGGUGAAACGGAAAGCGGAGAACGAGGGGACGGCGUCUGGGCGAAAAGCAUCCGGUGGGGGGGUUGGGAAGGCUGCCAAAAGGGCGGGGGGGCAGGAGCUCGAGGGGAGCGAAUACCUGGGGAAGCGGAUAAAGGUUCUGUGGGAGAAGGGCGUCGUGAAAGGCGUGCUGAAGGACACGUGGUAUGAGGGCCUGGUGACGUCAUAUAGCAGCAAGUCGAAGCUCCACGGCGUCCAGUAUGACGACGGUGACUACGAGGACGAGGAUCUGUCGCCCGCUUCUCCGACCAAGUUUCAGUUAGUAAGCUGAUAAUGUUUGCUAUCCAGUUUAUAUGAGGCACUCGAAGGUAGAUUCAAAUCACGUACAUGUUUGUUGAAUGGAUUGACGAGACCUAUGCCUGUCUUGAGCUAGAAACCAGGUCGGACGUGAUUCAUUGUCAGCCGCAAGACCGAGAGACGUGGCAGGAUGACGUACCUUAUUGAGCGGUGCCUCCUUGGUUACAGAAAACUUAAUUUUGACUGGGCCCGGGUUAGAAAUGGAGCCUGU
Molecule: messenger RNA, 2157 nt
Organism: Klebsormidium nitens
Lineage: Eukaryota; Viridiplantae; Streptophyta; Klebsormidiophyceae; Klebsormidiales; Klebsormidiaceae
Source: the annotation of a GenBank genome assembly